AUGCAGCGCCUUUCCCUCGGGUCCCCGGCCGGGAAGAACUCCCGCCUAAGCGUGGCCGCCGACGAGGAGGCAGAGGCGACGGACGAGAAGGCGGCGAAGGCUAUGGUCAGGGCCCGGGCGCUGAACAGGUCCAUCCACUUGGUCCCCGUCCUCACUCUCCUGUGCUUCCUCGUCCUCUUCCUGCUGUCCCACGACCCCUCCGCGGCACUCACCGAUUCGCCCGUGCUGGCCGCGGCCACCACCGUCACCGUCACUGCACGCCCCUUGGAGGCCGCCGUCGUCGCUGGUGGAGCGGACGCGACGGUCGCGUCCAGUGGCGUGUACCGGCGGCUGAAGGAGGACCCGAGGCAGCAGCAGCAGCAGCAGCCCCACGGGCGGAGGCUGGGGAUGUCGCGGCGGCGGUGA
Messenger RNA from Zea mays, 405 nucleotides. RefSeq lists its product as uncharacterized. The coding region runs from base 1 to 405 and encodes 134 amino acids. The record is from RefSeq and is a predicted model, not a curated record. NCBI's taxonomy places the organism in Eukaryota, Viridiplantae, Streptophyta, Magnoliopsida, Poales, Poaceae. The transcript has 3 exons.